Odobenus rosmarus divergens (Pacific walrus) is the source of this 1568-nucleotide messenger RNA. RefSeq names its product ephrin-A5 (gene EFNA5). Gene Ontology annotation, molecular function: ephrin receptor binding. The record is from RefSeq and is a predicted model, not a curated record. Bases 277 to 963 code for a protein of 228 amino acids. Gene Ontology annotation, biological process: ephrin receptor signaling pathway; regulation of actin cytoskeleton organization; regulation of cell-cell adhesion. NCBI's taxonomy places the organism in Eukaryota, Metazoa, Chordata, Mammalia, Carnivora, Odobenidae. Gene Ontology annotation, cellular component: external side of plasma membrane; plasma membrane. The transcript has 5 exons.
CUCCAUCUUGUGAUUCCUUUUUUCCUCCUGAAUCCUCCAUUGGGGGUGCGAGUUUGUCUUUGCCCCCUCCCCGACCACCCCCCGUCUCCUUUUCUCGUUCUCCUUCCCCUCCCCAGCUUGGUGUGCGCCUCUUUCUUUUCUCGCCACUCUUCAUUCUUAUUUAUUCAUAUUUAUUUGGCUCCUGCUCUCUUUCUCCCCUUCCCUCCCUCCCUCCCUCCGGAUUCCUGUUCUUUCCCCGGAGUGGCUUGUCGGGGGCUCCGCCGCUGGCCAGGCGUGAUGUUGCACGUGGAGAUGUUGACGCUGGUGUUUCUGGUGCUCUGGAUGUGUGUGUUCAGCCAGGACCCAGGCUCCAAGGCCGUCGCCGACCGCUACGCCGUCUACUGGAACAGCAGCAACCCCAGAUUCCAGAGAGGGGACUACCACAUUGACGUCUGUAUCAAUGACUACCUGGAUGUUUUCUGCCCUCACUAUGAGGACUCGGUCCCAGAAGACAAGACUGAGCGUUAUGUCCUAUACAUGGUGAACUUUGAUGGGUACAGUGCCUGCGACCAUACUUCCAAAGGGUUCAAGAGAUGGGAAUGUAACCGGCCCCACUCUCCAAAUGGACCGCUCAAGUUCUCUGAGAAAUUCCAGCUCUUCACACCCUUUUCUCUGGGAUUUGAAUUCAGGCCCGGCCGGGAAUAUUUCUACAUCUCCUCUGCAAUCCCAGAUAAUGGCAGAAGGUCCUGUCUAAAGCUCAAAGUCUUUGUGAGACCAACAAAUAGCUGUAUGAAAACUAUAGGUGUUCAUGAUCGUGUUUUCGAUGUUAACGACAAAGUAGAAAAUUCAUUAGAACCAGCAGAUGACACCGUACAUGAGUCAGCCGAGCCAUCCCGCGGUGAGAACGCGGCACAAACACCAAGGAUACCCAGCCGCCUUUUGGCAAUCCUACUGUUCCUCCUGGCGAUGCUUUUGACGUUAUAGCACAGUCUCCUCCCGUCACCUGUCACAGAAAGCAUCAGGGUCUUGGAACACCAGAGAUCCACCUAACUGCUCAUCCUAAGAAGGGACUUGUUAUUGGUUUUUUGGCAGAUGUCAGAUUUUUUGUUUUCUUUCUUUCAGCCUGAAUUCUAAGCAACAACUUGGGGCCAAGAGGGGCUAAAGUAGUUGCUGCUCCCCUGCCCUAUUCCCCCGCCCCCAGCCCUUGCCCUUGCCUUCUCUCAUCCCUUCCAAAUUAAAUGGACUCCAGAUGAAAAUGCCCAAUUGUCAUAGUGACACCAGUGGUCGUCAGCGCCUGUGCAUUCUCCUCUAAGAGCCCACCUCCGUUAGCAUACUGUGACAGCGGUCUGUGGACAAGGAAGAACGGUGGCAGAUGCAGCUAGUGAUGUCAAGGCCCAGCGGGGUUUUCCUCUCCCAUACAAUAUUUAUGCCUUCUCAUUCAGGACUGUAAGAUGAUCGUGCAGGGCAUCAUGUCACCAUGUCAAGUCCAGAGGGGAGGUAGUAAGGAUAGAUAUAAUAUUACACCCUUUCCUCUAGGAGUACAUAAAUCAACAGGCUUCCAAAAGGUUGAGACACUGGUUUUUUUUGUU